Molecule: messenger RNA, 2961 nt
Organism: Lacerta agilis (Sand lizard)
Lineage: Eukaryota; Metazoa; Chordata; Lepidosauria; Squamata; Lacertidae
Gene: DHX33
Product: DEAH-box helicase 33
Exons: 12
Coding region: 78-2159 (693 amino acids)
Biological process (GO): positive regulation of transcription by RNA polymerase I
Cellular component (GO): intracellular anatomical structure; nucleolus
Molecular function (GO): RNA binding; ATP binding
Source: RefSeq, a predicted model, not a curated record
GCCCGGCGAAGCAUGUUCCCUGUCGCCGGCGAGGAGGGCGACAGCGGCAGCAGCCCUGUUUUUGCCUGGAGUUGAGGAUGCCUCAGGGAGGCGGCCCGCUGCCCCCGCCCAAGAGACCGAAGCUGACCUCCGCCACGGCGCCCCUCGGCUCGGUCCCGCGCAGAGCGAUGUUGCUGGCGGCGCCCGGACCCAAGCGCCACACGGCGCCCGCCUCAUCCGCCGGCUCCUCGGGGCUCGACAGCCAGCGACGCAGCCUGCCCAUCUUCCAGGCGCGGGGGACUCUGCUCGGGCAGCUCCGGAGCUUAGACUGCGCCGUCCUCAUCGGGGAAACAGGCUCAGGCAAGACAACUCAGAUCCCGCAGUACCUCUACGAAGGAGGGAUUGGGCGCCAAGGCAUCGUUGCUGUGACCCAACCUCGCCGUGUGGCUGCUAUAUCCUUGGCCACCAGAGUCUCAGACGAGAAGAAAACAGAGCUGGGGAAACUGGUUGGUUACACGGUACGCUUUGAGGACCUCACUUCUGAGGAGACGAAAAUCAAGUUCCUGACCGAUGGGAUGCUGCUGCGAGAAGCCAUUGGGGACCCGCUCAUGGCCAAGUACAGCGUCGUCAUUUUGGACGAAGCGCAUGAGAGGACAGUCCACACAGAUGUGCUGUUUGGAGUGGUGAAAGCAGCACAAAAGAGGCGGAAGGAACUGGGGAAGUCGCCACUGAAAAUAAUUAUAAUGUCAGCUACUAUGGAUGUCGACCUGUUUUCCCAGUACUUCAAUGGCGCUCCUGUCCUUUACCUAGAAGGCAGGCAACAUCCCAUUCAGAUCUUCUACGCUAAGCAAUCUCAAAGCGAUUACCUCCAAGCAGCUCUAGUGACAGUUUUCCAAAUCCACCAGGAAGCUCCUCCUCCUCAAGAUAUCCUGGUGUUUCUGACGGGUCAGGAAGAGAUCGAAGCAAUGACCAAAACCUGUCGGGACAUUGCGAAGCAUCUUCCUGACGGUUGCCCUCAGAUGGUGGUGAUGCCUCUCUAUGCUUCUCUGCCUUAUUCGCAACAGCUCCGGGUCUUCCAGACUGCACCCAAAGGUUAUCGCAAAGUAGUUCUUUCUACCAACAUUGCUGAGACCUCCAUCACCAUUGCAGGCAUUAAAUAUGUUGUGGACACAGGCAUGGUUAAAGCGAAGAAGUAUAGUCCCGAAAGUGGUUUGGAAGUGCUGGCGGUCCAGCGGGUGUCAAAGGCCCAGGCUUGGCAGCGGUCAGGCCGGGCCGGGCGAGAAGACAGCGGGCUUUGCUACCGCCUUUACACCGAAGAUGAGUUUGAGAAGUUUGACAAAAUGACAAUACCAGAGAUCCAAAGGUGUAACCUAGCUGGUGUGAUGCUCCACCUCCUGGCUCUGAGAAUCCCGAACGUCCUCACCUUUGACUUCAUGUCAAAACCAUCUCCAGAAGCGCUCCAGGCGGCCGUUGAGCAACUGGCCCUCCUUGGCGCAGUGGAAAGGAAAGACGACCAGCUGAUCCUCACCCCACUGGGAAGGAAGAUGGCUGCGUUUCCUCUGGAGCCCAAGUUCUCCAAAACCAUCCUGAUGGCCCCCAAGUUCCACUGCACAGAGGAGAUCCUCACCAUUGUCUCCCUGCUCUCCGUGGACAGUGUCCUCUACAACCCCCCUUCGCGGCGGGAUGAAGUACAAGCCGUCCGGAAGAAGUUCAUCUCAAGUGAAGGGGAUCACAUCACACUGCUGAACAUCUACCGAGCUUUCAAAAACAUCAGUGGCAAUCGGGAAUGGUGCAAAGAAAACUUUGUCAACAGCAGGAAUAUGAUGCUGGUCUCAGACGUCAGAGCUCAGCUCAGGGACAUUUGUAUCAAGCUUUCAAUACCGCUGGAGUCCUCCCGAUCCGACACAGGGAAUAUCCGCCGCUGCCUGGCGCACAGCCUCUUCAUGAACACGGCCGAGCUGCAGGCAGAUGGCACCUACGCCACGACCGACACACACCAGCUGGUGGCCAUCCACCCCUCGUCCGUCCUCUUCCACUGCAAGCCGGCCUGCGUCACCUACAACGAGCUGCUCCACACCAACAAGUGCUACAUGAGGGACCUUUGCGUGGUUGAUGCCGACUGGCUUUACGACGCAGCGCCCGAAUACUUCCGCCGGAAGCUCAGAGCAGCCAAGAACUGACCCAGGGACAAGGGAAGGAAAACAUACCCACCGAACCCUCAUUGGCCUGAGCAGCCAACUCCAGAGCCACAUGCCAGUGGCAGAUGCCACCAGGCCGCAUUUUCGCAUGCACACCUGUAUCGGACGCAUGCACGCACAGGCACGCAACCCUCCCUCCUCGGUUGAACAGUGCAGAUCACUUUGGGAGGAGGGGUUCCUGUUUCCUCCCUGCUCAUUAGAUGAUCAACUCAGCAAUUGGGUGGAGUGAUUUAAACCUCUCUGCCCACUCCCAGCAUUGCGUCUACUUUUAUUUUUAUUUCUCUUCUUGCUGUAUUGCCAAAACUGGUGGGGUCCUAAGCAGGAUGGGAAGAAAAUGGACUGAGAGCUGUGGGUUAGCCACCCUGGCCAAAGAAUUUGGGGAAGUGGGAUUUUUUUUUGGGGGGGGGAACUGAAUGCAAUGGGAUUCGAGACUUUCCCCACUGAUCAGAGAAUGGCUUCCCAAGCGGCUGGACCUCGCGCAUCUGCAUCCACUUGUGAGCAAGUGCUUCCUGUAAAGUCUCUUUCAAAAGGAGCCUUGCGGGGGUACAUUGUGCCAACCGCAUCUGCAUCUGUGCAGCAGCAACAACUGGGUGACUGAAGUUUCAUUCCAAACAAUCCUUCUGUUAAUUGUGCCAAAAUGUAUGUCUUAGGGCAUCCGUGUCCUCUUAUCUGAGGGAGGACAGAAGAGUAUGGAGCUCAGUAAAUUGGAAAAGAGGUGUGUACCCAAAGAAAGCAGUUCUAUUUAUUUCAAAAUGGCCUUGAAACAGACUUUGUCAACCCUGUG